AAUAUCAAAACAAAAUUCACCGCAACGCUUUCUGCUCUCCUGUCAAGUUUAGCCUUUGUGUCAAGUAACCGGCUAAAUAUGCUCUCGUUAUUAAUGUAGCUGUCUUUAUUGGUUUUAAGAUUGAGAUAACAAAGACUAAAAUGGAAAGUUCUCUUCAGUAUAUCUGUGGCUCUGUAGCUGCUGCCAUUACAGGUGCUGUUGCUACAGCAGCUGUGUAUAUUGCUACUAGGCCUCCUCCUAAAUUAAAAAGAAACUUUGACCUCAAUUCUCAAUCAGAAGAGUUACCUGGCGGUGAGCAUGUGAGAAUUUCACAUUUGACUCCCAAAGCUCCUCAUGUAUCGUAUAUUUAUGAGGAUGCUCAAACACUGUACGAGUGCAUGAUAAGAGGUUGCAGAGUGUCAGGCAAUGGACCGUGCCUGGGGUGGAGGGAGAAAGGAAGUGAGGAGUAUUCAUGGAUCCACUAUAAAGAUGUUAUUGAACGGGCUAAAAAUUUUGGUGCUGGUUUACUUCAAUAUAAGUUGAAACCUGGUAGUUUCGUUGGUAUAUACUCUACUAAUAAUGUAGAGUGUGUGUUGACUGAGCAUGCUGCUUAUGCUCGCUCUAUGGCGAUUGUUCCUAUCUAUGAUACUCUGGGUCCCAAAGCUUUUACUUUAGUUGUAAAUGAAGCUGAAAUAUCAGCUGUUGUCUGUGAUAAAGAAGAGAAAUCAUUGGCAUUAUUGAAUGACAAAAGCGAAAUGCCAACACUAAAGCUGAUUGUACAGAUAGAUCCAAUUUCUGAAGCUGCAAAGAAAAAAGCAAAGGAAUGGGACAUUGACCUUGUUUCUUACAAAGAUAUAGAGAAACUGGGGGAAGCUCAUUCUCAAAAUGUGAUUCCACCUAAGCCUGAUUCUUUAGCGUGCAUCUGCUAUACUAGCGGCACUACUGGAAGUCCUAAAGGAGUAAUGUUGACUCACAAAAGCAUCAUUGCUAAUGUGAGCGCUGUGAUGUUACAAUUGGGUGAGACGGCUCCUGGCAGCAGUGACACAAUGCUCUCAUUUUUGCCAUUAGCCCAUAUGUUUGAAAGAUGUUGCCAGGUGGGAUUGUACAUGACUGGGGGGCAAGUAGGUUUCUACCAGGGAGACAUUAGGACUUUAAAUGAAGAUUUUAGGACUCUCAGGCCGACUGUCAUUCCUUGCGUACCUCGUCUCUUGAACAGAAUGUAUGAUAAGAUUCAAGAGGAAGCAAAUUCAAGUAAAAUUAAAAAAAUGUUGCUGAAUAUGGCCAUUGAAAGUAAAAAGGCUGAAAUUGAAAAGGACAUAAUUCGUAAUAACAGUGUAUGGGACUGGACUGUCUUGAAACCAAUACAAGAUAAACUGGGUGGUCGACUGCGGCUGAUUGUAGUUGGUUCUGCUCCUAUAGCUGGUCACAUUCUCACAUUUCUCCGUUGUGCCUUGGGAUGUGUCUGUGUUUCAGACAAUGUAGGACCUCCAAUCCCAUGCUGUAAAAUCAAAUUAGUCGAUGUGCCUGAUAUGAAAUACUUUGCUUCUGAAGGGAAAGGAGAGGUAUGUGUCCAAGGACUUACAGUAUUCCAGGGAUAUCUUAAAGAUACUGAGAAAACUGAAAGUACUGUCGACAAAGAUGGCUGGUUGCAUACUGGUGAUAUUGGAAUGUGGCUCCCCAAUGGAGCUUUAGCGAUUGUUGAUAGAAAAAAACAUAUCUUCAAAUUACAGCAGGGAGAGUACGUUGCCCCUGAAAAAGUUGAAAAUGUGUAUUUACGUUCGUCCUACGUCUGUCAAGUUUUUGUUCAUGGUGACAGCUUAAAGUCUUGUGUUGUGGGUGUUGUGGUGCCUGAAAUGGAGAUUUUGACUCAAUGGUGUAAAGAGAAAGAUAUUGUAGGUGAAUGGAGCAAGAUUUGUCAAAAUCAGGUAGUGAAAGAAUUUCUUUUAAAAGAUAUGACACAAUUAGGAAAAGAAUAUGGUCUCAAGUCCUUUGAACAGGUGAAAGAUAUUUAUCUCCAUCCAAGAGUUUUUACAAUUGAAGAUGGUCUCCUGACCCCCACCCUCAAAACCAAACGCCUCGAAUGUCGUAAGCUGUUCAAGCACCAGAUAGACGCCAUGUACAGAAAUCUCGCCUGAACACACUGUUCUCAUCCCUCUUUGUUUUGAAAGUGGUAGUUAAAUGAAAUAAGUUCUGGCACGCCUUUAAUCUAUACUAUUAGACCGGUUUAUAUUCUGUUGCAUCAUAUUUAUUCACUAUGGGUAUAUAUUUAGUAUGUUUUAACAAAUAUAAUUUGAUUUACACAUAGUGCUAUAGAAAGAUCUGAAUCAUCAAUUUAUGAUUUUUUAUGUGAUAUAUAUUUAUAGAAAGCGGCAUUUAAGCUUAAUUAGGUUGUACUUAUAAUGAACAAAAAUAUUUUUAUUGCAAUGUUUACUGUGAUUUGCAAAGAGAACAGUUUUGUUCAUUUUGUUUUAUUGACUUUUUUUUUCUGUUAUUGUGUACAAAUAUUGGAAGGCCACAUAACUUAUUGGGCAUUUAAAAGUUGGUUUUAAAUUAUUUAAAAUUUUAUUGAAUUUUCACAGAGAAAAGGAUUUUGUUAGAACCAUUUUCAAUGUGAGUGGACAAUCUGCUGACUAAGAUUUAUUAAAGUGUCUUUCUUUUCUUAUGUAUGUGUAAAAAAAAAAAUGAAUUGUACUUUCAGUCUUUUAUCAUUCUGUAAAAACACUUUUAAUGAUCAAAGAAUCAUGAGUAUUUAAUUUUUUAUAAAUCAACAUUCCAUAUUUAUUAUUAUUUAAAUGUUCUUUUUUCAGAUGUAGGUAUUAAAUAUAUUUAUGAGACUGAAAGCUUUAAAUUCAUAAUUUUAGGUUUAUUCUUGAGGAGAAAUAACAGUUAAUUGAAUUCCCCCUUUCCUAUUCCCAUUGUUCAUUUUAAAUGGGUGAGGAAUCUAGCUUAUAUCAGCAAGUUUAUAGCUUCUAUUCCUUUUUUAUUAUACUUAGACCUGAUUAAGAGUAUUACAUUUUUCUUCCAUGUUUUAUAAAUGAAUAUUAUUGUUUCAUAAAUAAGCUGUUUCUGUCUUAUUACUGACACAAGUGUUAUGCUGCUGUUAAAAUUUUUGAUGAAAUAAUUCAAAAUUAUUUAUUUGUAACAGAACUUAUUAAUUAGUAAAUUGUUUGUGAUUCAGCCUUUUCAAUUCCGCAAGUAGGAUUCCUUCUCUUGUCGCCAAAUGAAAUAUUUAGUCAGGAUUUGGUGAUUGCAGCAAGGAUCAUAAUUUGUAAUAACAUAUUUAAGUUUCUUAAAAUUUUUAUUUAUAUUUUUGAAUGCAAGUGAAAAAGGCAUAGAGCAUAUUUUAAAAUUUACUUAUUUUAAAUUUACGUAAUUUGUUUUAGUCUUUCCUUAUUGAGUGCUCUAUAACAGUAAAUCAAUCAAUCAAGGACAAUCUUUCUAUGAUCCACAAUAUUUGGUUUGCAUGCAUUUUAUUCUCUCUCAUACUUUUAAGCACUGAAAUAAAAAUGUAAGAAUGCACUUGUUAGUUUCAGAAAAUAACUAAAACUAACUAUAUUGAGACUUAUUUUCUCCUUUCUUGCUAUCUCCUCCCACAAUGGGAUGUUGGGGAGAGGGGGAAUUCCGAGCUUAAAAAGAAGAAAAAAAUUGGAAUACAAAAUGAAUAUCUUCCUUGUUUAUAUGCAAUGUGUGAGUUGAGGAAACACUGUAUUCAAAAUAUUUAACAGGAUGCUUAUACGCUGUCGGAGGCGACUGUAAAUAAUAUAGAUGAGUUGCGUGACUGUAAUCUUCCAUUAGUAAGUUUCUGAGAAAGUUGAUUGAGUCAAAUGAAAAAAAAAAUAUUUUCAGGAUGGCUGACUAAAGGGGGUGCACUUUUAGAAUUGGAAUGAUUAGUAGUGUGUAGAUUUUCUUGUUCCAAAGAAAGGAAAGCGUGCUUAUAAUUCCACUGUUAUGUGGAAGAAAAUAACAUUUAGUCGUACUUAGGAUAUGUUUUUAUUUUUCUUCACAAAAAUUUUAGAUGAACUUAUUCUCUGAAUCAAUAUUCCUUCAGAUUUACAUUCUAAAACAUAAUACUUAAAAAGUCUAAAUUUAUGUUUUAGUGAGUCUAUUUUUGUAGAAAUGUUUAAUUUCGCAUAGUGUAGUUGCUUUUUCUUUAUCUCUAUAAGGAAAUGGAAAUAAUUAUAUAGAACAUUUUUUAAAAGGGUUUAGGAUGGAUGAAAUUUUAUAUUUCAAAAGGAAUCAUUUUUAUGGAAUUAAAAUAUAUUAAAUGUUUUCCUAAGCAAAAUCUAAAUAUUAUGAAUAAUUAUUCUUCGCAAGUGGUGAUUCAAACAGCUGUGGCGAAAAAUUAGUCUGCCAGGUAUUUCUCACUUUUGUAUUUUAUUGUACUUAGGAUCCAUGCUGGAAAUAUUUAGCUCAAUCUUUUCUGUCUUCUCCAUCGUUGAGAAGUGCUAAUGCAAAAAUAUCCAUGCAUGGGUCUCAUUCAUUUCAUGGAACAUUGCAUUUAUGGAGUUUAUUUUGUUUAAUAAUCCAUCAGAAUGAAUUGUAGCUUAACAUAACUUAAUUAUGAUGAAUAAGUUAACAACUAAAAAAGUAAUUGCUUAAACAUUUAAAUUUCAUUAUUGUUAAAAAAUAUCACAAAUUUAAAAAAAAAUUAUAACAAAAUGGUGCAACAUAUCAAUAUUUCAAAAUUUAUUUAAACAGGAAUCCUAAAAACAAGGCAGUUGCAUUCGAAAACUGAAUAUCACUCUACAAAAGCUGUUGUAAAAUGUCACCAUCUCAUAUAAAAUAACAUUUUGCCUUCAUAUCAAAUGUUCUAUUUAUUUAAAAAUUCAUUUUAAUUUUAACAGCUUUAAAGUUCAUUCUGAUGAAUGUUUUUUCUUUUUUGGUCAUCAUGUUGUUUCUGAAUUUCUGCUGGAAGUGAAUCGUUUUGACUUUGCAUUUCUAAUUGACACAGCUUCAAUUGAUUUUCUUUUUUGGAAUAAAGGAAAAAACUUUAGUAGCGCCAAAGCUGUGACGAAUCCCUCUUUUUUCGAACGUUUUCAGCAGUUCUCAUUGCUCCAAAUUCUAUAUAUCUACUAAAUCUGUAUUUCAUGAAUUACCUUCACGUAGCUGUAGAUUUAUAAUCAAAACGAUUCACUUUCAUGUUAUGCUUUUCAAAAAAUCAUUUAUUUAUUAUAUUUUUAAUUUUAUUGUAAUCAGAGGGACCUGCAUCUGAAUACUAGUCAGAAAAUGUACAUUUUAAGAUAAUUUAAUCCAUUUUGGUAAAUAUAAAAAUAUCAACUAUUGUUAAUGGGACACUACUUGCCUUUAUAUUUGUGAGUAGAAAAAAUCUUUAAAUUACCAAAUGAAAUUCCGUUUUCACGGAACCAUAAUAUAAUUUCUUUUUCCCCCCUCUUAUUUCUAAACUAAAAAAUUUUUUUAAAGGAAGGCUCAGCAGGCUUUGUUAAAUGUCAUUUUAUUUUUGGCUAACUUCUAAAAAGAUUUCUUGAACAAUUUUGUAAGACAUUACUAAUUGAGUAGAUUGUAUAAAUUUACUAAAUUUAAGAAUUUUUAUCCUGGCAUAGAAUUUGGAAGGUAUCAACAAAAAAAAAAUUUAAAUUACUUUCAAUGCAGGUCCUUUUGUAAGAAGUUUAUAUUUAAAUCUGAUGAAAGGCUCUUUUAUCAUUCCAAUUUAAAGCUUAUUUUGAUCUGAUUUGUUUUAUUUUAUAAAGUUUUUUUUUUUUUUUACAUUUUAUAUUUAAAAUGAAUUUUCUUUGGUGAUAAGUUAUUUUUAAGUGAUAUCUGUAUAUACUUUAUAGUGUUCUUUCUCUAUUCUGCUUUUAUAUUUUUGAAAUGUGCCCUGUUCCAAAUUGUUGUUUUAGACAAAAAUUCUGAUCAGGUAGUAAAGCGACAUCACUGAAUGGUGUCAAUCCUACUCUUUGAAGAGAUUACAUUUCAAGCACACAUAAAUGAAUAUCUUUAAAUUUGGCAAAUUUCAAUUUGUGAAUUUUCCCUUCUAAUGGCAACAAUCCUUGCCUUAAGCAUUCCCCCCUGUAGUUUCUAUUUUGUGCUUUUUGUUUAUUUAUUUAUUUAUUUGUUCUUAGAAUUAAACAUAGUUGUGAUAAGAAGAAAUAAACUGUGAUAUAUAUAGGAACCUUUUAAGUUAACCAUGUUUUCAGGCAUUUAGUUAUGGAUCCUAGAAGAGCUUUUGUUUCAUUUUGCGGUUUAUGUGUUUUAUUUCAAUUUUCUUUCUUUGAAUGAAUGUAAUACAAGUAAAAUUCUACUUUUAACUUGCCACUUAUGUAACAUUUGACCAAAGACGUGAAGAACCAAAUAAAAUAUACUCUAUUAGAA
Molecule: messenger RNA, 6309 nt
Organism: Parasteatoda tepidariorum (common house spider)
Lineage: Eukaryota; Metazoa; Arthropoda; Arachnida; Araneae; Theridiidae
Source: RefSeq, a predicted model, not a curated record